This is a messenger RNA of Humulus lupulus (European hop), 2946 nucleotides long. RefSeq lists its product as uncharacterized. The record is from RefSeq and is a predicted model, not a curated record. The transcript has 2 exons. NCBI's taxonomy places the organism in Eukaryota, Viridiplantae, Streptophyta, Magnoliopsida, Rosales, Cannabaceae. Bases 1149 to 1673 code for a protein of 174 amino acids.
UUGAUUUACCUUAAUCUAGCUGGCUGCUCGUCUGUUGAAAUUUUACCAGAUCUUCCAAGGACUCUAGAAACUUUAAAUUUGUCUGGGACGUCAAUAGAUCAACUGCCCACACCAAUUGAAUCUUUUCCUGGUCUCAGAAUCAUUCUUUUAAAGAAAUGCAAAAGGCUUCAAAGUCUGCCAACCAGCAUUUACAAGUUAAAGGAUCUUGAAACUAUUGAUCUAAGGGGUUGCUCUAAAUUUGACAACUUCCCCACCAUUGAAGAGCCUAUGGAGGGAUUAGUUCACCUUAAUUUAUCUGGAACAGCUAUCAAAGAGCUUCCUUCUUGAUCCGUUAAAAAUCUACCUAAUCUCGAGCUGUUGCAGUUGGCAAGGUGUGAAAAUCUCCAGUUUCUGCCGUUGUCUGAGCUUCCAUUAGGUCUGAGGGUUCUAAAUGCACAAGAUUGCACAUCAUUAGAGAGACUAUUGUGGAUAAGCAUUGGGAACAGUAUCAUAUGAUCUCAUUUUUUAAUUGCCUAAAGUUGGACCACAACACAUGCAACAUCAUAUUUGCUUAUGGGCAGCUCUGGAUUCUUCAAUUGGCAAGCCUAAAAUUAAUUGAAGAAUACGAGGUAAGUAUCUUUCUCCUAGUGAUAAAUUAAUUGGUUAUUCAUUUUGACAAUCCUUAAACUAGUCUAUUACUCCCAAAGUUGUCCCAGGCCUGCAUUUGGCCACGUCUCUUCUAUAGUUGCUGGAAUUGUGAACUUAUUUUUCAAUCACCCCAUCCUAAAUUAAUGAGUAAAUUUUAAUGGAUCCAACAAUCAUGAUCUCAGUUCUAUGAUAGCUGUGUUUGUGUUUGCUAUCCGGACUAUGAAAUUCCAGAGUGGUUCAGCUAUAUUGCAGAUUGUUCUGAGGUUGUCCCACUUCCUUCGAAUUGGCACAAUUCCAAUUUCUUGGGUUAUGCUCUAUGCUUUGUUGCUGAAUUUGACUAGUACGUUUAUUCUUCUAGUCCUGUAGCAGAUUUAACAUUUUAAAUUGAGUUUCAAGUGACGACCAAGUCAGGUGAAUGUCACAAAUACAGUAUUUUGAAGAAUAUAUAUCUUGAUUGUGCUCAGGAGGAACACUUUGGUCCUUGUCACACGUGUUUUAAGCAUAAUUUAGAUCAUGUAUUCAUGUUGUAUGAGCCCCAAAUCUUUAAUGCUUGUAAAGACAUAGAAGAAGCUGAUAACAUUACUGGAGUCUCAUUUUCAAUCUGUGCAAUAAACAGAAAUGAUAGAACACCUAUCCACUCAUGCAGAGUGAAAACAUGUGGUUUCCACCUGUUGUAUCUCGAAGAAGCUCUGGAAUUUGGUCUCCUGAUUAAUGAUGGUGAUGAUAAUGAUUUAUCUGACUUCCCCGAAGAAGAAGAAGAGGAUCAUGUUGAAUAUAAAUUGUCUCUGCUGAUGCAAACGAAGACGACCAAGAACCAACUAGAAGUGAAAUACAACCCAACUCUGCUGCAAAAGAUCUUGAAGAAGAUGUCAAACCAAGCCAAAGUGAGACUAUGGACUAUACUGAAACUAACAAUGAGGGAUCUGGGUUUACAUUUGAUUGCAUCUCUUUUAUGCAUUUACAUUUUGUUUAAGAACAACCAUUGGAAUAUUGGUUUUUGUAGGAUUGGUAAUCCAAAGAAAAUCAAAUCUGUUAUAAUAACUUAACAGCUUUUGUCAAUUUCUGUUAAGUUAGUUACUAAUCAGUUUUUGUAGUUGUUCACCUUGGGAUUGUCUUUUCAGUUAGUUAGCUCAUAUUGUAACUCUAUUUAUGGCUCUAACCUAUUCAUUAUAAAGGUUAGAACAAAGAUAGAGAUUAGGCAGUUUUUUGGAAGAGUGAAACAGAGAGAGAAAGAGAGAAAUUGUAACAGCCAUUGUAUGGCUUUGUGAGCUCGAGUGUGAGAGUUCUAGGGGAUUUCUUUCUGUGUUGUUUCAAGAGGUGUACACUACUACUAUUGGAGAUUGUAAUCAGCUUGAUUAUAGUGGAGAAAACUCCUUGGGGGAGAGCUGGAGUAGGCCUUGAAUUGAGGACCGAACCAGGAUAAAUUUCUUUGUUCUCUUGUUUUUACUUUUCUGUUGUUGCAUUAGAUUUGAUUUCAGCUUGUGUUUUUCUUUGAUUUGUGUUUGAUCAACCUUUAAAUUGUUGAGUCUUGUGUAGUAGGAUUACUACAGUUUUACCUCAGGUGAAAUUCUUUGUUUGGAUAAUUUCUAAGUUCUGGCUGCACUGCUAACUGCUAAAGUUUGUCUCAAUAGAAAUGGAUGGAAAGGUGAGCUGUUUGAAGAAUGAGUCAAUUUCUCAUGUUUUGUUUGCUUGUAAACAGUUUUGGAGGUGUUAUCUGGGUUUGCAUUGGUCAGGGGAGAGGGAUGUCCUUUGUUUUUUGUUUUGUUUUGUUUUUUUGUGAGUGUGGAGAGCAAUUGUUGUUCCAUUGAUUUCAAUUUAAGCUUGUAAAGUGUGGUGUUGACUUUACUAAAUUGGCUCAUAAAGAACUUGAUAUUCUGGCUACUAUCAAGAUGUAAAACUUUAAACUUUGUUUGUGAAGCAGAUUCUUUCACUGGAGAUCUAAAAAAAACAAGCAGGAAGAGGACCAAAACAAGAGCAAUAAUUUUGUAGUAGGAUAUUAUUCCUGACAUUUUAUAAUUCCCUUACUUUACUCAUGUAGAAGCAGUAGAAAUGGUAAUGGAACUGACUUAUUUGUUUUUGGUUUUUAUUUUAUGGAUAUUGAGGUGGAUGUCACUGCUACUCAGCAUAUGCUCCCUUCCCAGUUGAAUAUAUUAGGAAAAAAGUAUUUUUGUCCAUUGGUUUAAAUAAAAUACUGAUGUCAAAGUUAAAUUUACCAUCAUAUGCCAACUUCAAUAUCCUCUCUAGAUCUUUUAACAUGGCUUUUUUUCUUUUUUCCAAGGAGAUUUUCUUACAAAAUUUAUUCUCACAAAUUAUUCCAGA